UAUGGCGGCGUCCAUUCGGGUGUGCUGUGCCCUCCGCUUCACACUCGGAGGUGCAGCACCACUCCGUGUCUUAGCGGGAGCUGUUCAGGUACCCCAGCUGGCCAGUAGAGCCUCAAUUGCUUCUCUCCAAAGAAAUCCUGCACUUCCACUGUUCCCUGCAACAGCAUGGCAGCAAACCAGACAUGGCAGCUUCUUCAACAAGUUGACGGCUGAGGAGUUGUGGAAAGGCGUGAUGGCAGAGACGGGUGCUGGAGGCAGGAAGGGCCGAGGAAAGAGAGCCAAACGCAAACUGAAAAGAGAUCUGAACCGAGGACAGAAGCUCGGAGAAGGUCGCGGUGGUUUUCUGUGGCCCGGUCUGAACACUUCAGUCCUUAAGGACGGGAUUGUGCAGAACAUGGGUCGAAGAAGCGAGACUGAGCAGCAGGUGGUCCAAGCUGCACUAGUGCAUCAGAGGGAUGAGUGGGAGAAGAAGAGGAAGAUGAAGGUGAGGAGGGAAAGAGGAUGGACGGGAAAGUCGUUGGGAGGCACCAGCCUGGGCCCCCCUGACCCUGGACCCAAUGGAGAAAACUAUGACGACUUUGAUUCGCGUGUCAUUGAGGUGAGGUCUGUGUUCAACAUGACGGCCAAGGAGGGCAGGAAGAGAUCCUUCAGCUGUCUGGUCGCUGUGGGAAACGGCAACGGAGUUGCAGGCUUCGCAUUGGGUAAAGCAGCAGAAAGGAACACAGCUCUGAGGAAGGCCAAGAACAGAGCUAUCCACUACCUGCACUAUAUCGAACGGUACAACGACCACACUGUUUAUCAUGACAUUGAAUCCAAGUUCAAGAGGACAACACUCCGCAUUAAGAAACAAAACCAAGGUUAUGGUCUGCGCUGCCACCGGGCCGUCAUCACUCUGUGCAAGCUGAUCGGCGUUAAGGACAUGUACUGCAAAGUAGAAGGAUCUGUCCAUCUCCUCAACAUCACCAGGGCCCUCUUCACUGGAUUAACCAAUCAGGAAACCCACAAGAUGCUGGCCGACAAGAAGCAGCUCCACGUUGUCGAGUUUCAGUCGCACCGAGGCCCGCUGCCCACGGUGGUGGCGAGUCCUACCGAGGCAGUGCGAACCGACCCGGAGCCCAAGGACGAGAUCCCCGACACCCAUGUGCACUGGGACGAAGUACGAGCCGCACAGGGAAUCAAACGCUCGGUCUGGUCGGGCGUCAAACGCACUAUCUGGUAGUGCGGGAGCGGGCUGAUGACUGGAUCGGCCCGUCUGAUUGGACUGAUGGAAGCCAUGACUGUCAGAUGGAGGGUCUAACUUUUAGCUUUGAUGAGAAAAGCUAAAAAAAAGCGUGUGAAAUAAGAACAUCUUUGUCUCAAGCAGAAUAUCAGUUGUAUGUUUCUCAAAGUGAAGACAUCUCAUGAGAAAAAUAAUUCUCCAGAUUCACCCAGAAAAGUACAAUAGUGACUCUGAGACAGUACUGAAAUAUUCACGAUAUUCAAGAUUGAAACUUUCAUAUCUGUUUAAAAAAAAAAAAUCCUCAAUGGAAUUGUUACAAAACACAAAUUUAAUAAAGUACGGACCUGUGAAAACAUUCUGUCUGUGCAGCAUUACAUCGUAUCUGUAAUCUAAUGAACUCUGACAGCAGGGACACCUUGAUCAUCAGGGUAAUUAAUCUUUAUUCAUCAGAGCUGAUCUUCACACUGAGCCACCAAUGGAACAAACAAUGAACUGAAUGACUCAGAAGCUUAAAAAAACAGAUUUCUAAAUGUACUUUCUGUGUAUGUCAUUAAAUAAGGUGCAA
Chelmon rostratus (copperband butterflyfish) is the source of this 1784-nucleotide messenger RNA. RefSeq names its product mitochondrial ribosomal protein S5 (gene mrps5). NCBI's taxonomy places the organism in Eukaryota, Metazoa, Chordata, Actinopteri, Chaetodontiformes, Chaetodontidae. Bases 2 to 1219 code for a protein of 405 amino acids. Gene Ontology annotation, cellular component: ribosome. The record is from RefSeq and is a predicted model, not a curated record. Gene Ontology annotation, biological process: translation. Gene Ontology annotation, molecular function: structural constituent of ribosome; RNA binding. The transcript has 12 exons.